Molecule: messenger RNA, 2073 nt
Organism: Cryptococcus amylolentus CBS 6039
Lineage: Eukaryota; Fungi; Basidiomycota; Tremellomycetes; Tremellales; Cryptococcaceae
Product: casein kinase I isoform delta
Exons: 6
Coding region: 146-1207 (353 amino acids)
Biological process (GO): peptidyl-serine phosphorylation; signal transduction; endocytosis
Cellular component (GO): nucleus; cytoplasm
Molecular function (GO): protein serine/threonine kinase activity; ATP binding
Source: RefSeq, a predicted model, not a curated record
CCCGUCAUCCCCAGUCAUCUCCAUCCCCAACAGGCGCCCUCCCAUCGCACAGCCAACACGCCUUUCGCGCUUUCUCUCAACCCAAUCAAUCCUACCGACUACCUCUAGCAACCCUCCGCAUCCAGCAAAAACAAACACCUUCACAAUGACUUCCAUGGAUCUUCGCGUGGGCGGAAAGUACAGAAUCGGGAAAAAGAUUGGAAGCGGUUCUUUCGGUGAUAUCUACCUCGGUGUCAACAUUGUCUCUGGCGAAGAGGUUGCCAUCAAGCUCGAGUCUGUCAAGGCCAAGCACCCCCAGCUCGAGUACGAGUCCAAGGUCUACAAGACCCUCGCCGGUGGUGUUGGUAUCCCCUUUGUCAGAUGGUACGGUACCGAGUGCGAUUACAAUGCCAUGGUCCUCGAUCUCCUUGGCCCGUCCCUUGAAGAUCUCUUCAACUUUUGCAACCGAAAGUUUUCCCUCAAAACCGCCCUCCUCCUCGCCGACCAGCUCAUCUCGCGUGUCGAGUACAUUCACUCUCGAAACUUUAUCCACCGUGAUAUCAAGCCCGACAAUUUCUUGAUGGGCGUUGGCAAGCGAGGCAACCAAGUCAAUGUUAUUGACUUUGGGUUGGCCAAAAAGUACAGGGACCCCAAGACCCACUUGCAUAUCCCCUACAGGGAGAACAAGAACUUGACGGGUACCGCGCGAUACACCUCUAUCAACACGCAUUUGGGUGUCGAGCAGAGUCGAAGGGACGAUCUCGAGUCUUUGGGUUACGUCUUGAUGUAUUUCCUUCGUGGCCAACUUCCUUGGCAGGGUCUCAAGGCUGCUACCAAGAAGCAAAAGUAUGACCGAAUCAUGGAGAAGAAGAUGACCACCCCCACCGAGGUCCUCUGCCGAGGUUACCCCAACGAGUUUGCCAUCUACCUCAACUACUGCCGCUCGCUUCGAUUUGACGACAAGCCCGACUACUCUUACCUCCGCAAGCUCUUCCGUGACCUCUUUGUCCGUGAAGGCUUCCAGUACGACUAUGUCUUUGACUGGUCUGUGCAGCCCAAGAGCAGCGGGUCCGGAUCUGGCGCGGCCGGGGAUGAUCACAUGGGUCAGCAUAUUUCUUCUGGCGGGAGGAGACGAGUGGUGCCUAACGACGGUGGUGUAGCACAGGCGCAAGAUAGUCAGAGGCAACUUCGAAGCCAAACUAGGGCGAGGGACACUGGUGGUUGGUGAGCGGAUACAGGGACGACACUUCUUUAGAAGAGUCAGUUCUCAUCGUCCAAGGAAAGGCGAGAGGAGGAAGAGGAGGAUUCAUGGUUCGGCGCGCCGAGAGUCUAGACAACUACUACGACAGAUUCAACUCUAGCAGGAGACUCUCUUCCCAAGCGACCCGAUACCUUUCCCUUGUCUUCUCUCGACCGCUCCCCCUAUCAUUCUUCCUUUCUCCGCUCCCAUCUCCUUUCCAUGUCUUUAUCACGCGCCCUGUUACCUUAAUUCAGCCCCUUCUUUCCCCCCCAAACACGAGUGGUCUCUUUGACUGGUUGUCACCACUUUCGCAUAUCUACCACCCCCUCAUCCACCAUCUUCGCUCGUGUGCCCUUACACCUUUGGCAACGCGGGUAUCUGGUUGGGAUGAUCUCGCCCACAUUGUAAAUUUACAACUUCACCCUCUUCCCUCAUUUUCCACAUCGCCACAGACCAAACUCCAGUCUGCCCCAAUUGCCCGCACGGGUUCCUCGUAUGCCUCCACCCACCCCCAAAGUUGAACGUUUCAUCUCUUCCACUCCUGGUCCCUCAACUAUACUGUUAUGAGGUGACUGGUUUGAGUGGGAGAUGACGGGGUAUGGUUUGAGCGCGAGAGGGCGCCAAUGACUCUUCCCGUUUCAGCUUUUUACUUUCUAUUUCUCGAGUAUAUAUAGGCCUCUUGUUGCUGAUCAAGUAGGAUCCUUUUCCUGUUUGCUUCUGCAGUCACGAGGUCGAUUUAUCAAUUCCUGGCGUUACCCUUAGGGUCGCGUCUUUUAUACGAUUUUCUAGCUAUCAAGCUAGUGUUCCUUUUACGUAGCGAACAUCCCUUUUAUGCAUUCCAAAAACAUUUUUGU